CACUCAUUCUGAAUGAGUCAGAGAGGCGUCUCAGGUGGAAAAGAACACAAUUAUAUCAUUACAAACUGACCUCAAAGACGCGAACUUCACUGCGUUCUUAAUAUCUGCACACAGCUCCGUCUACUCUGAGAUCCAGCCUGGACAAAAAGGAAGUUGAACAAUGGCCCCCGCCAAGAAAGGAAGUAGUUGUGCCGUGCCCAUGCAGUCUUCUCCAAAGAAGGGCUCUCCGGCACCAGCAACCAAACCAUGCAGCCCUGGAUCCUCGUCCUCCGGAGUCCAGAGAGAACCAGAGAGACCAGCCAUGAGGCCGCGGACUUCUGCCACUGAGCCGCAAGUGGCACAGGCCAGACGCACGCCGACCAGAUCCAGGCCAGUCCCACCACAACCUGGGAGGCCACCAGUGAGUGACGUCAAGACGUCAGCCUCUGGUCCACCGCUGGGUGGAGCUGUGCAGCACAGAAGCAGAGCAGCCAGUGCUUGUCGGAAUCGAACCAGCUGUGCCAGGAGAGCCACCACCAGAAGAUCCCAAUCAGAAUCAGCAGGGACAUCUAGAAGCGCCAGGAACGGAACCGCUGGAACUAGGAGAGUGGGCGGCAGUACAGCCCAGGGUAAACCUGCAAGGACCAGUGCCGGGCAAACUUCCCCUCAAGCAAGCCGAGCCCACACUCCUCCUGUGCCCCAGGGCACCAUGGGCAAGAUGGACCAGGAGAAGUUGGCAGCCACUGAGGUGAAAACCAGGGGCCAGCGGGAGAACCCAGAGUGGUUCGAGCAGCGCAGGAACCGCAUCACAGCCUCCAUCGCCCAUAAGAUUGCAAACUGCCGCUUUGUGAACGGACGCAGCCAGGAGGUGCCCCAGUCCUACCUGCACUCCGUAGUGAGCUCAGGUUCCAGCUUCAAGACGGCAGCCAUGACCUGGGGCAUCGAGCAUGAACUGGCUGCCGCUCUCCGCUACCAGGAGCUGAAGUCCAGGGAGCUGGGGAGGAAGGUGCUCGUCCGGGACUGCGGCCUCUUCAUCCACCCUGACAAGCAGUGGCUGGCAGCCAGCCCCGACGGGGUCGUGGUUGAUGCUCAAACCGGGGAGACGCUGGGCUCCGUGGAGAUCAAGUGCCCUUUCAAGCACAGGGGCAGCACCAUAAAGAAGGCCUGCGAGGACAAGACCUUCUGCCUGCAGCGAGAGCCAGGGGGCACCUACAGCUUGAAGAGGAGCCACGCCUACUACACCCAGGUGCAGUGCCAGCUAGCCGUGUUGGGGCUCCGCAGGGCAGACUUCGUGGUGUACACCUCCAGAGACACGGUCGUCACUCCGGUGGACUUCGACCCGGAGUUCUGGGACCGCACUGAAGACAAGCUGGAGAAGUUCUACACCAGCGCUGUUCAGCCUUACCUGGCGAGACAGAACCCCGCUCUGUCCAGAGAGGAGUAGAUGCAGGUCUUUGCACAACGUAAUGAAACCAGGAGCUUCUGGAUAUCCCUGGAAAGCCGUUAAAGCACACAAGCCAGUCGAUGCAGGCGCUUCAGAUGCUGGGCCAAUCUAGAACACAUAGGAUGGGGCGAUGUGAGAAAGCAGGUUUCAAGAGUUAGUUAGCUUGCUGUCAGGGCAGGGAACAUUACUGCAUAGAGGUCCACUAAAGUCAUGAUAGCAUGAGCACUGCAAGACUGAAUGCAAAACCCUGACCCAACAAACCGGAGACUGCUUCCCUUAGUGCCACAGCCCAUCCCAUCUACAAGGCCAGCCUGAAUAUAGUUGAGCAGUAAAUACUCAGGGGCAGACCUCAAUCUGCGGGCGAGGUCUUUGUUUCCUGUGGCUGGCGUAUUCUUCUGUUUGUUUUGUUGGCUCUCAACACAAAGAGCUGUGCCUGAAUGCUGUUGUUUUUUUUUCCAGAUCUGUAAUUGUUCCUUUGUUUGUUGGCCGAGCUGUUGUCUGUCCCUCACCCCCCAUGAUGUUCUUUGCAUGCUUUUUCGUAUUUCUGGGUGUGAAGUUUUGGUAAUGCCAGUGUUCUCUACCAGUCCUAUACCAGUCACUAGUGCUGUCAUUAAAGCUUCCAUUUGCUGUGUAUCUAUAGAACAGUACAGGGACUUCCCUGGCCUUUAACACUGCUGUCCUGUCGAGUAUUAUCUCCGGUCCGGACCAGAUGAAAUGAACUAACAGUGUAACUAAUAGAAAUGAACUCCCUAUCUUGAGAUAUCAUUGAAGUACAAAAAAAAUUGUAAAAAAAAAAAAAAAAUGAAGUUGUUUCGGUCUUUCAGUGUCAUACACCAUUACAUGUGACAUAGAAAACAAGAUUUCAGGAAUUAAAGCAGAAUGAUAAAAACUCUGUGAUGAGAGAAUUCAUCACGGUGAGGCGAUGCCCAUACAGUGUGAUCUGCUUCAUUUCCUGGAGCUGUGCAUUGCAUCUCAACCAUUCUCAAAAUCCAGUGCCAUGCAACCUUAACACAUCACUUCCAAUCCAAGAGGGACAGCAAAAUGACAACCCUAAUAAUAAUAAUAAUAAUAAUAAUAAUAAUAAAGAUACCGUGCAUGUUGCAAUGCGUGUGAGGAGUGUAGAACUUGCAAAGCUGUACCGUGCCUGCCUUUUUGAAAAUAAAAUAAAAACUUAUUUCAUUA
Molecule: messenger RNA, 2605 nt
Organism: Polyodon spathula (Mississippi paddlefish)
Lineage: Eukaryota; Metazoa; Chordata; Actinopteri; Acipenseriformes; Polyodontidae
Exons: 2
Coding region: 161-1423 (420 amino acids)
Source: RefSeq, a predicted model, not a curated record